Messenger RNA from Caenorhabditis sp. 36 PRJEB53466, 432 nucleotides. The record is from the annotation of a GenBank genome assembly. NCBI's taxonomy places the organism in Eukaryota, Metazoa, Nematoda, Chromadorea, Rhabditida, Rhabditidae.
AUGCCCCCAAAGAAGGACCCCAAGGGAGGCAAGGCUCCCCCAGCCAAGAAGAAGGAGGGAUCUGGAGGCGGAAAGGCCAAGAAGAAGAAGUGGUCGAAGGGAAAGGUCAGGGAUAAGCUCAACAACAUGGUGCUUUUCGACCAGGCCACCUACGACAAGCUCUACAAGGAGGUGAGUAUUUUCUUCCAUUUCGUGAAGACUUUUCGAUUCUACGCCAAAUUGUGUUUGAAACUAAGUUUGCUUUUUCAGGUCAUCACCUACAAGCUCAUCACCCCGUCGGUCGUGUCUGAGCGUCUGAAGGUGCGCGCUUCUUUGGCGAAGGCCGGACUCAAGGAGCUCCAGGCUAAGGGACUCGUCAAGUGCGUCGUCCACCACCACGGACAAGUCGUCUACACCCGCGCCACCAAGGAGGCCGACGUGAUCGUCGAAUAA